UUGUGGCUAUUUCCGUUUCCGGCAUCAAUGGCGGCUGCCGUGCUGCUGCUCGUCUCCGGUUGAAGGAAGCAGCUGAGAACUCAAACAUGUCGGAGACCUCGUCCGAGUUUUAUUCAGAAACUCGCUCCAUCAUGGAGACGGUCUUAAAGGCGGCAGCGGAAGUGCUCGGAAACUUAAAGGAAGACGUUUCCGGAAGUGUCCGGGACAAGAGGCGCGAGUCAGACAGCAUCCUGGAAAUGUUGGCACGAGAGGCGACGAGAAAGAUCAGCGCCAUUUUCUCCCAAAUGACCUCAGUGCUUCACAAUGAAAACAAGUCUCUGCAAGCCAACAUGGGACGGCUGGAGAACGAGCUGACAACCAUGACAGAAAACUUUGCGAACGCCAGACUGUGGAGAGAAAACGUCCUGAACGGCUGCCCGGUACUGUUUGAGCAGAGUGGGCAGAUUUUCACCUUGAAGCCGUUUGGGAAGUUAAAAAGAAAAGGUGAUGAUGUGAUUGAGGAAGUCACAGAAUCAUCGCCGGCUGCUGAGACACUGAGUGAAAACGAUGCUGAUGCUGCAGAGGAUUGUUCCACAGUGAACAAAAAUACUGAUGUCCACCACACACAGGAAGCAGGCGUCAAGAAGAAAGGGAGGAUGUUGGUGUGUGACGUCUGUAACAAGAGCUUCAGCCGGCAGUUUCAUCUGAUGAAGCACAUGAACACUCACAAAGAGCAGAGGCCUUUCGCCUGCAACCAGUGUCCCAGAAAAUUCAGGAACACAGCAACAUUUGAGUACCACCUGCUGCGCCAUGAGGAGAAGAAGUACGCUGCCUUCCAGUGCCAGAUCUGUGAGAGGACGUUCAAAACAAAAAUGCACUUGAAGACUCACCAGCUUGUACACACAGACAAGAGGCCGUUCAUCUGCUCCACCUGUGGGAAGGGCUUUAAAACCAAACACAACCUGCAGGCACAUCAGCUCGUUCACACCACAGAGAAGCCGCACAAAUGUUCAGAUUGUGGGGAGAGUUUCAGAUACGCCUUCACCCUUCAGUGUCACAAAAGUAUUCAUACUGGAGAAAAUCCUUACAAAUGCACAGAGUGUGGGAAGGCUUUUAUAAAGAGGAGGUCACUGAGGACGCACCAGUCAGUCCACCGAGGGAAAAGGUUUACGUGUGAGACAUGUGGAGCGGGUUUCACCCUCCAGCACAAUCUGAAGAGACACAUCCGAAUUCACACUGGAGAAAAACCGUUCACAUGUAAAGUCUGCAGCAAAAGUUUCAUUCAGGAAAACAAGCUGAAAGCGCACAUGCUUCUUCAUGGUGCCUCAAAGUCGUUCAUGUGUGACCUGUGUGGAAAAACAUUUCUGUACAACUGUCAGCUGCAGAAACACCAGAAAGUGACUCAUGAUGAAAGACACGGGCUGGUUGUUCGGAGACGGACGCAGGAACGAGGAAAUCGCACAGUUAUCUAUCGACGGGACAGGACCACAGUGGAUGUGACGCCGCUCAGCUGCAAGACCUGCCGCAAGAGCUUUGACACUACGACCUCACUGAAGAAACAUGAGGUGAUCCACACAGAUCGGACACAGUACAACUGCCACAUAUGCGGGAAGUCCUUUUUCUACAAAGCCACGUAUGACUACCAUCAGCGGAUUCACUCAGGAGACCGGCCGUUCGGUUGUGACAUAUGUGGGAAGAGGUUCAUCAUCAAUCAGGCUCUCAAGUCACACAAACUUCAACACUCGGGAGAGAAGCCACAUAAGUGUGAACAGUGCGGCAAGGCCUUCAGGAUCUACACCAACUUCCUCCGACACUUACGGAUCCACACGGGGGAGAAGCCGUACGCGUGUGAAGUUUGUGGAGUGAGGUUCAGGCAGCUCGGACACGUCAAGUUUCACAUGCAGGUCCACACGGGAGAAAGACCGUAUUUUUGCAGCAGCUGUGGACUCGGAUUUUCAGAUUCAAGGCUGCUGAAGAGACAUAAAUGUACUGAGAAGUAUCAGAAAAUGUUAGAGAAAACACACACAACGGUCAUGGCGGACUUGGAGCCGCGGGUGGACUCCAUUCUGCAGAUAAUGGUCGAUGAGACUGUGACAGAAAUGAGCAAAGUGACGGAUGAAAACAUUGACGGCUGCUCGGGGGAAAAGUUCGGUGUCUUCAUGACGUCUCUGGCUCGAGAGGCUGUAGAGAAGAUCUGUCAACUUUUCCACGAAUGUUCCUCCCUGCUGCGUUUAGAGGUGUCACAGGGCGUGGCAGAGAUUGAGGACCUGAGGCGUAAACUGGACGUGGCAGAGAAGGAGCUGAAGCUGGUGUUGGAGGGCAGCAAAGGCCAAAAGGAAGUGGAGGAGCUAACUGACGGGGGCGACAGAGAGAAGGAGGGCAAGACGGCUCCGACCAACGGAGCAGAAGGAGAAACUGUCCAGAUAAGCCACCGCUCAGGGAGAAAGAGUCGCAGAGCCGUGACGACUUGUGAGACUGGAGUGAAAAGGUCUCCUAUACUUCACCUGUGGAAAGGCAGAACGUACGAGGACAGUGUCCAGCCGGUUAUAAUAAAAGAGGAAGGAUUUGAUGCGUUCACUGGCCAGACGUCUCCAGAUUCUGCUAAGUGUGUUGAGGAAGCAGGCCAGAACGAUGACGACGAUCCAGAUUACCAGUUGGACCCAGAAGAUCUAGAUGAAGGCGACCCAGGAUACACCACAAGACCUAAACGUGUCAUCAAGCCCAAGUUCCUGCGAGGUCGAGCAAAUAAGGAGAUUGCGAACCAGCAGCCUCUGAGCUGUAGACACUGCAGGAAAACCUUCACCAAGCUGCUGCAGCUCAAAGCUCACCAGGCGGUCCACGGGGCGAACACAGAGAAACCCUUCCACUGUUCUCAGUGUGGCAGAGGGUUUUCAUUCCAGCGCAGCCUCAACGCACACAUGCUGCUCCAUACAGGUGAGAGACCACACACCUGUGAUGUUUGUGGGAAGGGUUUCACCCUGAAGCAGCUCCUGAGGAACCACCAGCGACUCCACGCUGAGGUCCGACCGUUUCGCUGUGAACAGUGUGGGAAGAGCUUCUACCGAGCCCACGGCCUGAAAAUGCACAAGAUGGUACACACAGGAGAGCGGGCCUACAUAUGCCAGUACUGCAACAAAAGCUUCACAAUACAAGGUAACCUGCAGCGACACCUGCGCAUACACACGGGGGAAAAGCCGUUCAGGUGCGACACUUGUGGCAAAAGCUUCAACCAGGCCGACACUCUGAAAGGCCAUCAGCGGAUACACACCGGUGAGCGUCCCUUUAGCUGCGAGACCUGCGGCAAGUGCUUCAUCCAGAAGAGUGCCUUGAAGAUGCACCAGAAGACCUCCCACUCAGGGGAGAACUCACUGGCCUGCGUGGCCUGCGGCAUGACAGUGGCCUGUGUCGACUCGCUACGGAAACACCUCCAGACGCACGCGACAACUAUUCCAUGCACAUGCGUGCUCUGCAGCCGGCGGCUCAGCUCCAUCACAGACCUGCGCUCCCACCAGCAGCACCACACAGUGGACAGGCCUCACAGCUGCGGGCUCUGUGGGAAGAGUUUCAAGUCGUCCAGUUACCUGAAGAUUCACAUGAAAACGCACAGCGGGGAGAGGCCAUUCUCCUGCGACAUCUGUGGUCGUAUGUUUACACAGCACAGCAGCCUUAAAUCACAUCAGGUGGUCCACACAGGAGAGAAACCGUUCAGCUGCGACACAUGUGGGAAAUGUUUCAGCAACACAGGCAACCUGAACCGUCACCAGCGUAUCCACACGGGGGAGAAGCCUUUCAGCUGUGACACGUGUGGACGCAGCUUCAACCAGGGCAACAGCCUGAAGGCCCACCUGCAGAUACACACCGGGGAGAAACAGUUCAUGUGCGACAAGUGUGGGAAGAGUUUCUCCUACCUGAGGAACCUCAAGGACCACAAGUGUUUCUACGUCUGAUGCGAAGAGACGCCUGCCCCGGUUGUAGAGCUGAUGGCGUAAAGUUCCUUUUGACUGAUAAACAAGUGGAUGGAUUGAGUGGGGGGUGGGACUGAAUGAUUUUCAGAUGUGAUUUGGUUUUGUUCUCAAGGAAAGUUUUGUGGACAUUGUAGUUCAGACACAGACUGUAUAUUGCGAUCGACGAUAAGACUUCUCCCAAAAGUGAAGCCGAAUCACCUUGAUCACCUCCUGGUGGCAGGUUGGAGUAUAGGUCAUAAACACUGCCCUCUCGGCCGACUCCAAACUAUGUCAGAAACACAAGAAGGGGGACAAUCCUAAUUUAAAGUGGACAAUGUGUGAAGUCCACACCACUUUUUGAGUUGACUGGAGACUCAAAAACCAACACAUGGAAACAAACACACAAUAAUCCUAAAGUCAUCAAACUGAAAACUGAUAAAUUACAAGAAUUUGUUUUAAAGGAAAGUGUCCCUAACCCCUAACCCUGAAUAGAAAAGACUAACUGUCCUUUUAUAUUAAAUGGACGAACUAACCACUUGUUUCUGUACAGAGUAGACGAGUUAAAGGCAUAGUUCACCCAAAAAUGAUAAUUCCCUCAUUAUCUACUCACCUCUAUGCCCAUGGUGGGGUGGGUGAACACUUCUGUAGUUUCAGAGGUAAACGGUGAAGCAGCUGAAUCCAAUACAACUGAAGAUAUUAGUGACCUAUCUUCAGUAAUAAAACAACACAAAACAAACAUAACAUAUCUCCAUACUGCUCCUGUGGUGUCAUCCAAGUGUCUGCAAGCCCUGACAUUCAUAUUCAACUCGAGACAAGGUCAUUUCCACCAUGUUUUACAGCAUAAUUCUAAUAAAUCAAGACCCACAUGUGUCUAUGUCUGAUUUACCAAUGGGCUUCUUAUAAUGCAACAGCCUCUGGAUGAAGUCUAAUAAUGAAAAUAAUAAUAACUCACAGAUCCAUACGCUCAACUGUUUGGACCUUCUGUCAUUCUCAAACAUGGGGAGCAACAGAAACAGUCAAUGACUGGAAUACAGUUAAUUAAUUUAAAUUAAAUAAAUUUUGGAACCAUGUUCAUUUGUGCCUUGAGGAAAGAGGAAUCCAGUCAACCAUCAUGUCUGUUUAAUAUUCUGGUUGCUCGGGCUUUAAGAACAAGCUGAUGGAGUUUAUCACUACGGUUUGUGUUUUAUUACAUGAGAUAAAUAUUGUCAUUUAAAGGUCGAUCCUCCCAAACAACAAGAAAAGAACUACAGCACCAUCUGCCAUUUUUAUUUACACAGGUCUCCUGCAAAAGCUGCCUAAAUAAAUUCUGAACAUGGGGGAACUGCCCUCCCAUUCUUUGCUCCUUAUAUAUGUAAUGAAUUACAGAGGAUUUAUUAAAUUAGAAUGUCU
Messenger RNA from Paralichthys olivaceus (Japanese flounder), 5312 nucleotides. The record is from RefSeq and is a predicted model, not a curated record. Lineage: Eukaryota; Metazoa; Chordata; Actinopteri; Pleuronectiformes; Paralichthyidae.